UAACCAUACCGCGUACACGUACUACCCGUAAUCCGUCACAAGAAUUCGUUCACGCACACGAAAUUUUAGACGACGCGAUUUGAUUUGUUUUACGCAUGAGGCUGUCGCGUUAUACUUUUAUACAACAUUAAACUAUUACUCGAGUGUUACAGUACCGUAUUUACAGUGCGUAUUAAAUCGAUCGAAAAAAGAUUUUCAAAGAAUAAUAAUCCUUUUUUCCACAAGUUUUCCGACCGAUCGGCAAUUUAAUAUAAAAAAAAUGGCAUCGGUACUGAACAUGAACUACGGCGUGUACUUCGGCGGUGACCGGUACGACGUCGAUCAAUACGACCUAUCAGCUAGUGAUACGCUUCGCGCCGUCUACGAAGCGGCUUUCUCCAGUGGCGGCGGCGUCGGGCCAUCUUCGUCGGCUGUGGCGGUGGCGUCACCGGAUCAGGGACUCGUCGACGAGUCGACGUCAAUGAUCGGUGUCGUACGAGGUGGUUCUCCGGCAGGUUCCGCGUGCACAGUCGUCACAACAUCCACUACGACGGCUUCGUCGUCUUCUUGCGCUGGCGACGAUCCAAAGUCUCCGUACGGUGGCUAUGGCGGAAGUGGUGGCGAUACGGCCCUCGACUUCGGCACCUACGACGACGGAUUGGGCAGUGAACUGGCGGGCAGUGACGACGCGUGCACGGACGUGGUGACGAAGAAACGCCGGUUAGCUGCCAACGCCCGAGAACGGAGGCGCAUGCAGAACCUGAACAAGGCGUUUGACCGUCUCCGCACUGUGCUGCCCACGCUCGGCAACGACCGACAGUUGUCCAAGUACGAAACCCUACAGAUGGCCCAGACUUAUAUAACGGCCUUAUACGAUCUGCUCCAGUGAUCGGCUCUUGCUCAAGACUGCUCCUCGACUGCGGAUCCAGCAGGACGAAAGAAUCCUUCGAGACGAAUACGGUAUAGGUACCUAUAAUAGUAAUAAUAUAUAAAUGGCGAACUUAUCAUAAUAAUAUCACCUUACCUGUAUAACAUUAUAUCGGGCAUGACGCUAUUGGCGUCGUAAUUUAUUUUUAUAUCAGACUAUAGAUUAAUUUAGAAAAUGUAAUCAUACACAUUCCCCCUUUGAAUGCACUAUUUAUGUAUGGUAUUAUUAAUGGCCGUUUUUAUGUAUACGGUUUACUUUCCAUCUAGUCAGUGGCCGAUUUAAGUGUGGUAAAAAUAAUAUCGUGUUGAACAACAAUUUUUACUUUUUUUAUUUUUUAAAAUAGAU
This is a messenger RNA of Melanaphis sacchari, 1252 nucleotides long. Its product is annotated as twist-related protein 1-like. The transcript has a single exon. Bases 260 to 868 code for a protein of 202 amino acids. Lineage: Eukaryota; Metazoa; Arthropoda; Insecta; Hemiptera; Aphididae. The record is from RefSeq and is a predicted model, not a curated record. Gene Ontology annotation, molecular function: protein dimerization activity.